AUGGCUGCCCGUGGAGUGGCAACUGAUACAAGUCUAGCGAGAAGCAAGCACUACAUUGAGUGCAGACUUCGAUCUGUUUCAAGGUGCCACGGUGUCGCCUAUGUUUCAAGCUUGCAAGCCACGAAAGGGCCAUCUGCACAACCAGUUGUGCAACAUUGGGCCGUGUCUGUCUCCUUGCCACAGCAAAUGGUGCCAGGAGUGCAGAGCAAAGGAGUAUCUGUGCGAUUGCGGCAGCAGAUCCCACCAGCGGCAAGACAGGUCCCCCCGCAGCAUUCUGAGCCGGCAGAGCAGCACUCGGUUCCACCACAGCAGAUCGAGCCGGGUGUGCAUCUCAUUUGGCCACAAGUGAAGCUCCCAUCGCCGCUGAAGCCAAGGACUUGCUCCGGAGCACCCCUCAAAGUGAAGGCGUGCCCGGAGACGCCGUAA
Messenger RNA from Symbiodinium sp. CCMP2592, 426 nucleotides. The record is from the annotation of a GenBank genome assembly. NCBI's taxonomy places the organism in Eukaryota, Dinophyceae, Suessiales, Symbiodiniaceae.